UUCUUGUAGGCCAAACAGCCAGGUACCGCACACUCACGAUAAAAUGCCGAAGGUCUCUUCGUGAUAGCAUGCCACCGAAAUACAACGUGGGAAACCUGUGUGUCGUUUUGUUUUCCAUCCAGCUUUAUAUUGGCAAUAUCUGAGCAUCCUGUUUGGCAUUUAAAAGGAGUAGUAUCGUUCUUCCAACCCAUUGGUUUCGAUCUGCAGGUUGAUCAAAUCCGAAUUACAGACAGCAAUGGGGGACAAGGUCACUGUAACAAUGAUGCUGAAGGCUGACCUGCAGUGCUAUUACUGCUACAAGAAGGUGAAGAAAAUUUUAUGUAAAUUUCCUGAAAUACAGGAUCAGAAAUUCGACGAGAAGAAAAACUUGGUCACCAUCACAGUUGUAUCCCACAAUCCGGAAAUGAUUAAGCAUAAGAUUAUCUGCAAGGGUAGAGGCUGCAUUCAGUUUGUUGAGAAACCACCUCCACCACCCCCACCGGGGCCUCCAGGGCCUCCCGGACCUCCGGGGCCCGUGGGACCUCCUGGGCCAGUGGGACCACCUGGGCCAGUAGGGCCACCUGGGCCUGUGGGGCCUCACGGGCCCGUGGGGCCACCUGGGCCUGUGGGGCCUCCUGGGGUGGGAACACCUGGGCCACCAGGACCAAUCGGGCCUCCAGGCCCUCCUGGACCAAAGCCAUUACCAUGUCGUCCACGUGAACCAGAGCAUCCUAAUGUUGUACCAAUAUGUUAUCCACCGCCCGUUUUUCCAGUCGGAGGAUGUUGCGGUUGGGGUUCUAGUUGCAAUUGUCAAGGAGGGAUACCCCCAUGGUGCUUAAGGCCGCAACCGUGUCCUAAUGAUUGUUAUAGGCCUUGUAAUGUGAACCGUUAUGAGUACUGCAAUGAAGGAGAUUCCACAGGAUGCACAACCAUGUAAACGUAAGAUCAUCAAUCGAUUAUGUCUUUUACAAUAUUAAAAUAAUUAAUGUGAUCUCGCGUACGUAUGUCGUAUAAUCUAAGAUACAUACUCAUGAAAUCUUGUAUGUCCAUUUAAUGAUUUGAAUGAAGGCAAUUUUUAAUAAAAUGCAUGCAGGCUGCAACUGCAUGCCUAUGAUUAUCUUUACCA
Messenger RNA from Carya illinoinensis, 1105 nucleotides. Its product is annotated as collagen alpha-1(XVII) chain-like. NCBI's taxonomy places the organism in Eukaryota, Viridiplantae, Streptophyta, Magnoliopsida, Fagales, Juglandaceae. Gene Ontology annotation, molecular function: metal ion binding. The coding region runs from base 236 to 916 and encodes 226 amino acids. The record is from RefSeq and is a predicted model, not a curated record. The transcript has 3 exons.